This is a messenger RNA of Saccharomyces eubayanus, 1521 nucleotides long. RefSeq names its product Fus1p (gene FUS1). Bases 1 to 1521 code for a protein of 506 amino acids. The transcript has a single exon. Lineage: Eukaryota; Fungi; Ascomycota; Saccharomycetes; Saccharomycetales; Saccharomycetaceae. The record is from RefSeq and is a predicted model, not a curated record. Gene Ontology annotation, molecular function: protein binding.
AUGAUGGACACGACAACAACUGUGAUGACUACAGUGUUCAGAAGGUCUAGUUCAGUCGUGAACUCUAUAUCUUCACACAUUUCCUCUUCCACGAGCGCAGCAACACCAACGACAACAACGACAGCGACAUCUCUGUAUUCUGCACCGUCUAAUCUUUUAUUCUCUAAUGUUGCGGCUCAGCCGAAAUCGUCCUCCGCAAGUACGAUUGGGCUCUCGAUCGGGCUACCCAUUGGCAUAUUCUGUUUUGGAUUGCUUGUGCUUUUGUGUUAUUUUUACGCCAGGAGAAAUUCCAUGUCUAUCUCAAACACACCGAUGUCAGCCACGAUCCCAAGCGAAGGAGGAGGUCCCCAUCGGCACAGUAACUGGUUCUCACGGAUGUUUAGGCAGCCUGGCACCGAGCACAAGAAUUUUUAUUCUGGCGCUAACCGUGAUCUCGAGAAAUACAACGAUACCCAAUGGAUAGCUGGGGACAAUAUGUCCUCUAAGAUCCAGUACAAAAUAUCUAGGCCUAUAAUACCGCAACAUAUACUGACACCCAAGAAAACAGUCAAGAAACCGUACUCGUGGUCUGACAAGAACGUGUCGUUGGACCCCAAUGCCAAUGAUGGCGAAGAGGAAAAAUUUGUGGACACCUUUCUAUACACUAAACCACCGAAUAUUUUCCAUAUUGAAUCCAAGAUGCCCUCGUUUAGUGAUUUACCUUCCCAGAAAACAGUUUCUUCAAACAGGAAACCCCCUUUGAAAACGGCCGACAAGUGGAACUAUGAAUCCCCAUUAUCCAGAUGGUUUUUGAGGGGCUCCACGUAUUUCAAGGACUACGCCUUAUCAAAGACGUCUCUAAAGACGCCAGCUGUGGCUCCACAGCUGAAACAAAUGAAGAUACUUUCCAGAAUAAGCAAGGGGUAUUUAAACGAAUCAGAUCUCUUGCAGGAUGAGCGAUCGCCCAUCCUGGAGUAUCAUAAUACUGCCUUACAUCCAACCUGCAGUCUAAAUGACGUGGGUAAUACCACACCGGAUUCGCAAGGCACAUCUUAUCGCAUCAGCAACAUCGAUCUAAUCACAGCAAAGUCUAAUUCGGUGAUAUACGGGACCAUUGGCCAACAAACGUUGGAGGUCAACGACCGUAUCAAUGGCAAUACUAGCAUUGAUAAACACGAGAUGGUGAUACCCACAAUUUCAAAACCACACAAGAAAAGAAAAAAGAGAAGGCAAAGUAAGAUGUACCUGUCACGCUCCAAACCGUUACCGCUAACUCCGACCACCAAAUCCAACGAGGAUCCCAGUAUCCAACUGGGGAGAACCUACACAGUUAUUCAAGAUUAUGAACCUAGACUGACAGACGAGAUAAGUAUCUCGCUGGGCGAAAAAGUCAAAAUUCUAGCCACCCAUACUGAUGGAUGGUGUCUCGUGGAGAAGUGCACUCCACGUAAUGGUCGUGUCCACGUCAGUAUUGACGAUAAAAGAUACCUGAAUGAAGAUAGAGGUAUUGUGCCUGGUGAUUGUCUCCAAGAAUACGAUUAA